UCCUGCCAGCUCGAGCGCUACCGUUAGCUAGCAAAUAAGGGAGCAGCGAGUCAUUCUCACGGAGGAAAUCCUGUUUUGAUACCUCAGCGUUAUGACACUUUGCUGAAUAAUUCGUUUGGGAAAAUGAAUUUGCGAUUUUCCGGUGCCAACAGCCGCCUGGAAGAUAUAAUCUCCUCUGUAAAGUCCGCUUUUUCACUCCGACCUCGGUAGCUGAGCGGGUUUAGCAAGUCAGAUCGUUUUGACAAGACGAGUGGCUCAUCUGUCCGCUGCUGCUGCCGCUGCUGCUGCUGCUCCGUGACGUUGGGAGAGAGAUUUGGACAAAGCCAUUCAGAUGUUGGACGGUAAAAAUAACCUCGGAACUCUUACGUUUUUACACCGGGUUGUGACAUUGAAUUACGGAGCUGAUCAUCUGUCGAGAAAGUGUCAGGGAUAAGGGGAGGAGUGAGGUCUAUUUUUGGAGGGCCAGAGUUUGGAGCUCGCUCCGGAGGAAGGAGUCGGGUAGGGGGGUGUGCGGGGGAGGAAGACCCGCAGAGAAGAAGGGACGUAGCGGGAGAAGAGCCUGAUGCCAGUGAUGGCAAACGAGCCGAUCAUCCUGAACGUCUACGAUAUGUACUGGAUCAAUGAGUUUACCAGCACUCUGGGCAUUGGAGUCUUUCACUCAGGGAUUGAGAUCUAUGGAAGAGAGUUUGCCUAUGGUGGACACCCGUACCCAUUCUCAGGGAUCUUUGAGAUUACACCAGGUGAUGCAACCGAACUCGGCGAGACCUUUAAGUUCAAAGAAGCCAUAGUCCUGGGCAGCACAGACUUCACAGAGGAGGAUGUGGAGCGGAUCGUGGAGGAGAUGGGGAAGGAGUAUAAAGGAAACGCCUACCACCUCAUGCACAAGAACUGCAACCACUUCUCCUCAGCACUGUCAGAGAUCCUGUGUGGCAGGGAGAUCCCUCGCUGGGUCAACCGCUUGGCCUACUUCAGCUCCUGCGUGCCAUUCCUCCAGAGCUGCCUGCCCAAAGAGUGGCUGACCCCGGCUGCCUUACAGUCCAGCGUCAGCCAGGAGCUCCACGGAGCAGGAGAGCUGGAGGAGGCCGAGGACGCCGCUGCCACAGCCUCCCUGGCAUCCAUGUCGCCCUCCUCCUCCUCCAGCCCUUCCUCCUUGCCUCGCCAUUCACGCCACCACCAGCCCCGCCGGUAGGAGCUGCAAGGUCUGCUGGGAGACUCGGAGGCUCGACUUGUGGUUACAGAGACUGUCAGAUAACCGGAUAACUGCAGCGGCUGAUGAGUCCAGCGACGACCAGAAGUCCUAUUAGACUGUCCCGGAGCAAGGCUCUGAACUGCUCCCUGCUCCGUGGUAAGAACGGCAGCCAAAUCUCUGCAAUGAUCCAGAGCAGUGGGAGGAACUCUUGGUGCUGACGAAGGCAGGAUCAUCUCUCUGGACACGGCUGAUGGAUUCCAACAUCCCGUACUAAAUCCAGACUGAUCCCCUCAAGUCUCUUUCAUUGUUUUACCAGCCAACUUGCAGCGCAGAACGGAAACAGCACAGGUCAAAAUGUUUCAAAAUUUACCAGCCACAUCCAGAUUUCACCAGCAGUUAGUUGGUAGAUGGUGCUAAUCUCCACCUUGUCGCAGUGGAAACCAUUGAGCGUGAGUUUGAGUCAGUUUAUAAGGACAACAAAAACACAAACGCAUCACCAGACCUUUAUUUUUCCACUGUAGUGUGAAUACAUCUUUUCAUAUUAACGUUCAUAUAAUCUGAGCUUCGACUGUAUUGCUCUCAACCAAAGACUGUAUGUGAAGAAGGACGGCGUGACAGCUACAGUUUAGGUCAUAAACCCCGCCCCCUCCAUGUUAGUCGAUGAUAUGGGUAUAAAUAAGUUUUUCAAGAUGGCUUCUGUCAUUACAGGAAUAGUUCUUAUAACUCCUGUUCAUUUUCUGAUUAGUUGGGUUUUUAUUUGUAAUUCGAUGCAAGGAAAAAGGUGUGUGACGUCACAGUUGACAGCUGUAUGUGUUAAUCGAUGUGCUUGCAGUCAGAUUUGUGAACUUGAUAUUGUGGCUUCACUUCCUGUUGCUACUGUGCAGAAUUUGGCUCCAAAGGCACAAGAUGGCAGCGCUCUUGUCAGGUAUUUUUAAUAGAUGUAUAAAGGGAACUGGAUACAGCAAUGGAGGCGGGGACUUGUUUAUGCCCAUGAAAGUUGCUCAGUGGUGCAUGAAGCCAAUAUAGUUCUACUUCCUGGGUGUAAAAUUACCCGCAUCUUCUGUAUCGUUGGGCCCAUCAAGUGGCUAAAUUACAUGUUAGCCCUCCGCUAAUUUGGACGCAGAUAAAAUGAUUCAAUCACCUGACUUUCAAAAUGUUAAUCAGACUGAAUGGAUCAAAUCCCGCUAGUUAAACGAGUCAUUUUGUGGGGGUUGUGACAAUCAAAAAAAUGUGUCCAUUGAUUUACAGACGUCUCUUUCCCAAUGUAAGUCUAUGGGGCCCCAAUGGCAUCUUUGUUGUUGCAUAGUUUGGUCACAUUUUCAGAUUGGCUUCAGAGUCCAGUGCAGAUCUGAGGGCCAGGGGCCAGUUGCACAAAACAUCCUUAGUAAAGAUUUUCCUUUAAGUCCUAGUUAAGGUUUCCUUAAAGUAUUUACUUCAGUAUUUUUUCCUUUUCUUGGACUUAUACUUAAGGAAUUGGUAGACCUUUGCACAAAAGACCUUAGCGACCAAAUCAAGGUUUAAAAAAAGUAAAUGAGCUCUGACUCUGUUUCAACUGCAACAUGACCGAGUUUAUGUUGAUGAAGGAAAAAAACACACACCUUGAGAAGAGUGUUAAGUGACCAGGAGAACCCAGUGGAUACGCUUUUGAUUUCACACUUUAAAUUUGACUGAAUUGAUUUUCGUUGUAUCUUCCUAUAGGUGUUUUCUGUUUUCUAGUAUUUGGGGUCAAAUUUACUUGGUAGUUUGUGCUUUCUAUGAUUGUAUACCUCCAGAAGUUUAAUCUUUUCCUCCUCUGACCAACACGGUUUUCUUGUCUUCUUUUUGUCUGCCAUUAUUUCACGAACUAUAAGCCAACUUUGUGAGAUGAUAACAGGCAUCACAAGCACAAGAGACCAAGCAAACAAACAAUCUCCAUCAAAACUUUUUCUGCUGUAAAAGGAUUUAAUGUUUUUCCUUAACUAAGGACCUUUUAAGGGAUUCUGUGCAGCUGUGGAAGUCCCUCAGCUAAGGAGAAAAUGUGUCAAUCCUAAGAAGAAAACUUAAGGUGUUUUGUGCAACCGGUCUUAUGAUACUCCAUUUUAGUACAGUGGGAGGAAGUGGCGAUACUUUGUGCAUCUUCAUAUACAGUCUGUGUUCUCAACACUGCAGUCUGACGCCAUGUGAGGAGAAAUUUCGUUAUUAUAGUUUUAAAUUACCGCUAACCAAGCCUUGGUGUAAUUUGACCUGUGGCUGGUAAAUGUUUUCACACUGCAGCCGUCUGUCGUUAACACAUCCUGAAAUAUUUGGCUGGUAAAAUUGUGAAAGCAGCAGGUGGAGUUGGGAAUCGAUACACUUUGCCUCAACGUGCUGUGUGUGUGCGUCAGGACCUCAGCCUUUUGUAAUGUUUCUCUCACAGCAGAACUACAAUCAGUGUCACUUUCCUCAAACACCACAUCGACACAGACACGCUGAUCCAGAACCAGUGUGGGUGAAACCCCCAAACACACCUCCAAUGGGUUCAGUUCCAGGUAACUUCUGCUCCCCUAGUUUCUCUCUUUGUUCCUUUUUGAUGUCAAAUCUGUAUCAGCAGUUGUCAGGUACCUGUAGCAGCUCCCAAAAUCCUACCUGCCCCUCACGGGAUAACCACAUGUGAUUAGAGAAAACUGAACCCAUAAAUUAUAUCAGCCUUUAAUGUAACGAUCAUAAAAAGCAACAGUAAUAUAAUGUUUUUUCUCGUAAAAUAAUUUUAGACUGAGGUUUGGGCAGUGACGUAGAGAUUUUUGUUACUAGAAAUUCCUGGAGAGUGAAUUAUUUCUCAGUAGCAACUGCCAAGGUGCCUUUGAGCAAGGUACUUAACCCACAAGUGUUCCAGUGGCCAACAGCAGAGGACUGUGGUCGUGCUGGACUGCUCCCAGUGUGUUCGCCUCUGUGAGCAAAAUGUAUUUACCAGAGGUAAUUCAAGGUUCAAGUUUACAUUACGGACAUGAUGUCAGCCCACAGCGGUUUGUAAUCUGCGUAAAUGUCUGAAGACGACAGGCGGGUGGCGCGGAGGAAGGGAGUUUGAGGAAGAGUGUGUCUUAAACAGGAAGUGAAACCCUCUCCAACUGACCUGCCAUCAGCCUCCUGACAGUCACUGUCCUCACAUCUGUGUCCAGUUCGGGACGAUGCACAUUUCCUUGGUUUUAUUUCAAGCGUUUAUACUUUCAUUUGAUGUGUGAAUAACUCACUGAAAUCAUCACGUACUAUAAGAAGAAGAUGCUGCUUUUCCCAAAUGAUGAGCACCUCAUUUCUUUAUAUGCUGUCAACAACAACAACAACACGAAUGCUGCAUCAUGUGUAUUGUCCUAAACAAGAGCAAUGGAUGUGUUGAAACAUACUCAGUCGAUUUUAGCUGAAUUGCUGGAAGUCCGAGGACUCCAAGCUGGGAAACUGUCAAAUGUUGUCCGGAAAAUCUUUGUUUUUAAUAUAUUUCUAUGAUAUAUGGACUCUGGCCUUUUUGUCUGUUUUGUUUAUGUUGGAUAAACUCAGGACUCCAAAAGGCUUUGUAAUAUAACCCUUUUAACUUUUUAUCCCACGUUUUAUGUUUGCGUUUGUCGUUGCUUUUUUCUAAUGCAGUAGUCACUCCAGAGAGCUUUUCAAGUACGCACUGUGGCAGUGCAGUUUUAUACUCUUCUCUUUGAUAACAACAACAAAAAAGAGCUUUUGUUUACAACCUGUUUGGAUGUGAGCCUGUGCUGCUCUUUUGUUUUCCUGUCUGUGCAUGAAUGUGUGAGAGUGCGCGCGCGCACGCGUGUGUGUGUGUGUGUGUGUGUGUGUGUGAACACUUGUAUUAUUAAUGGUUAUCAACAAGCUGCCAACUGGGCCAAAUUUCCCGACAUGAAACACACACACACGGCAUAAUAGAACAAAUGUAGCAGCGUCUCCAAGGUUUUUGUUUUUCAAAAUGUUGCCUCAUCUGCAAGAGAUACGAUUUCUAUGAACAACUUCUUGUCCUUUAAUUUCGGAUGUUCUCAGUAACAUUUCAGUUGCUGGUAAAAAAAAAUAUUUUCAGGACUUUUUUUUUUUAGCACAAAACAGAAGCAGUGUUAAAGCAAAGACACACACACACACGGUGACAUUUCUCAUGACACCAGCAUAUUUGUGAUUUGGAGUGAUUCAGCUUGGUGUAUUAUGAAUUCAUUUAAAUGUUGAAGUUAAUUUUUAAUGCACUGACACACACACACUUACCGCUCUUGUCGGCGCCCUCUGCUGGCUGUUACCUGUACUGUUACCUGUCUGUGCUUCUCCAACACAGACACUGAGGUUUCCCUUAACGUUCAUAACUUUCAAGGUUAUUUCUGUCUAUUGACAAACAAUAUGUCAUCAAACACUAGUCAUCCACCAGGGGAAAAAAUAGUUGCUUUAUGUUUGUAUCUCAACAUUUAAAGUUCCACAAAUAACCAUUACUGAGGCCAAAGAUAACUUCACUCUUUUUUUGAACAGCCAUUGAGCCAUUGAUUUUCAUCACGUGUGUCCUGCUUUCAUAAUGAAUGUCUUUCCUUUUUUUUUUUAUUAAACCUUCAUUUGUUUGAAUAAAUGUGGUUGUUCUAUCAUUAUAAUAGUGAGUUUCCUGUCAGAUGAUUAUUUUAUGGGACAUUUGCACCACUUUGUGUGAGCUGUGAAAGUAGAUUGGGAAACCUUAGUCAUUCAUACCCCUCUUCAAAAAACUGACUUCAGCUGUUUUACAGUGAACUCUCACAAAGCCUUCAGAGGAGUGGACCCGAUUUGUACCCUGUUGUAAAGUUAUUAAAGAAAAGUAUAC
Messenger RNA from Epinephelus moara (kelp grouper), 5969 nucleotides. RefSeq names its product desumoylating isopeptidase 2 (gene desi2). Lineage: Eukaryota; Metazoa; Chordata; Actinopteri; Perciformes; Serranidae. Gene Ontology annotation, molecular function: deubiquitinase activity. The transcript has 5 exons. The coding region runs from base 563 to 1189 and encodes 208 amino acids. Gene Ontology annotation, biological process: protein deubiquitination. The record is from RefSeq and is a predicted model, not a curated record.